AUGAAGCAAGCUGGCGCAUCAGUUGCCAAAUAUUACAGUGAGCUCACUGAGAUUUUUCAGGAGCUUGAUCAAUUAAGUCCAAGCACCAUGAAGCAUCCGAAAUACAUCGAGACUAGACGCAAAGAGGUUGAUCAUCUCCGAGUUUAUAUAUUUCUUGCAGGUUUGGACAAUAAUUUCGAUCAAAUAUGA
This is a messenger RNA of Prunus armeniaca (apricot), 189 nucleotides long. Lineage: Eukaryota; Viridiplantae; Streptophyta; Magnoliopsida; Rosales; Rosaceae. The record is from the annotation of a GenBank genome assembly.